CGUGUUUAUAACGGCCGUCAGGACUUCAACGAGUCGAAACCUGUCCUCGAAAACAAACGAGGAUCUGGCGGGAGCUCAUUUAGAUGAGAAGAUCUUGUGUUUUUCCGGUUAAUUUGUUCGUCAAACGUGCAAACAACAGCCUCUCGGUAAUGUAAUCCAUCAGCUUUAAUCGACUGUCGAAAUUGGUAAAUCGGAAAUUAGACAAAGAGAAGUGUCAGGAAACGGUUAUGACAUAACCUCAGUGCGUUUCCAAACAAAUCCUUUAAUCCUUCAGGUGAAGUAUUACUAAGUUUGAGUGCGCGUUGAUGAUAUAAUUCAUCAUGGGGAGUCGUUCGCAGCAGAAGAAGAAACGUAAGAAUCCGAAUCCUCUUGACGAGGAGGCUGGAAAUGCCAAACGCCCCAAGGAUAUAGAAAAUUCAUCUGGGUCCUCGCAGGAGACUGCUGGAAGGAUCAAAAAGAUGGUUUUGCGUAAUUUCCUGUGUCACGAUCAUCUGAUCAUGGACUUCAACAAAAAUGUUAACUUCAUUGUCGGACGCAACGGCAGUGGAAAGAGUGCAAUAUUAAGCGCUAUCACAGUCGGAUUAGGGGGACGAGCAUCCACAACUCAACGCGGUGAUUCCUUCAAAUCCUUCAUAAAGAACGGAAAGUCCUCAUUCACCGUCGAGGUGACGCUGACAAACGAAGGCCCCAAAGCGUAUGAGCCAGAGAUAUACGGUAAUGUAAUAAAGGUUUCACGCACAGUAACCCAGAGUUCUUCAACAGUUAUCACGAAGAAUUCUCGUGAUCACAUUGUGUCAAGAAAAAAAUCAGAUCUAAAUAAGAUAACUGCUGCCUUCAACAUUCAAGUGGACAAUCCCAUAUCAAUACUGACUCAGAAAAAUGCAAAAGAGUUUCUGAUUCAGCCAAAGCCAUCGAAGCUCUAUGAGCUCUUUAUGAAGGCAACACAACUGGAGACGAUUGGGGAGAACUACAAAGAGGCAUUGCAGAUCAGUAAGGAAACGCAAACGAAGAUGCGAGAAACCCAGAGAGAUCUUCAGAGGGACAAAAAAGAGAUCGAUGAAAUCGAAACAAAGAUCAAGGCGAUAGAUAAUCUGGAGUCUGAGAAGGAUAAAUGCCAUGAGCUCGAGUGCGAGGCUCGUUGGGCACGUGUUAUAGCUCAGGAAGUAUCUCACAAUACAGCUGUAGCAGCUGUUCAAAGAGGAGAAAAAACUGUUCAGAAGCUGGUAGCUGGUGCUGAUCAUAAUUAUAGUGGAAAAACUGAGGAGAUCGAUGCCUCUAUUGCAGAGAUUUCAGAACGUAUAAAGGUGUCCGAGAAGGAGGCUCUGGAGUGUGAGGCAGCACGCAAUGCAAUCAGAAAUAAAUCCCAGGAGAAGAAGGACGAGUUGUUGGGGAAGCAGAGGGAACUGAAGGAGACGAGGAGAGCAAUCAAGAAGACGCUGGGGGAACUUGACGAAGUCAAUCAAGAAAUAACAAGGUUGGAUUCAGUGAGCACUCAAGCACACGACGAGAAAGCCCAACUGGAGCAACGUCUAAAUACCAUUGAGGAAGAGUUGCGUGAGGUGCAGCAAAGGAUUCGCACCGCACAGGUCGAGCAAAUGCACAAUGAUACCGACAAAUUGCGAUUGGAAAAAGAGGCGAAGGAGUACUCCGGAGAGGUAAAACGCAGAGAAGACAAACUAAAACAAUCGAUGGGAAAACUUCAACGACUCUCCUCAGCUUCAAAUGAUUUAUUGAGUCGAUAUGAUAAAUAUAUAGAGAGGCUUGUGAGACGAAUUGACGAGGAAGACAAGCGUAGACGUUUCAGACAUAGACCACGUGGACCCAUCGGUGCAUAUAUUAAAAUGAAGGACAAUAGUUGGACUCCAAUUGUUGAGAGACACAUUGGCAGUGCUAUCAGUGGAUUUUGUGUUGAUAAUAAUAAAGAUGCUCAGCUGCUUGGAAAAAUUAUUCAGGAGAUUUACGGGGGUCAGAGGGGACCUGAAAUAAUAUGCAGUAAAUUCCUCGAUCAGAUUCACGAUGUUCGUAGGAAUUCUACGGGAACUGAGAAGUAUCCCAACAUGUUCGAUGUUAUAGAGGUGUCAGAUCCAGUUAUUGCAAAUUGUCUGAUUGAUCAGCGGGGUCCGGAGUCGAUUCUCCUGAUUCCCACGAGUGAAGAAGCCAUUGCACUGUUGCAGUACAGUGAGAAUGUUCCUCAGAGGUGCAGAAUGGCCUUCACAAGAAGUGGUGACACAUUCUAUCCUGAUCCCAAUUUCAGGACUUAUGGAGGCUCAGUUCCAACUGUGAAAUAUCUUGAGGCGUCGGUAACCCAACUUAUUCAAGGUCUUAAGACGGACAUUAGAGAGAUUGAAACUGAGUUGGUGGAUUCGAGACAGCAUAUGAAUGCCGCUCUUCAAGCUGUCUCUCGAAGUGUGACUACGUGUAAGCAUUUGACGAAAAAAAUAUCGCAGCUCCGUACGAUGGAGAAUAAAUUGAGGGACACAGCCGAUGAACUCAGGGACAAAUUAAAGGAUAAGGAGGAUCUGGCUGUAGAUAAUCGUCCCUAUUUUCUCACUCUUCGGGCUGAUAAGAAGAAGGAACUCGAGCAACUGAAACACGUGGAUCAACGUGUCAGUGAUGAGGUGAAGGAAUUACAACAGCAGUCCAACGAGAUCGAGGCUGAACUGAGGCGCUGUCGUGAAAAAGUCAAUGGAGUUGACGAGUUGAUAAAUCCCCUGAAGACUGAGAUACGAAAGCUGGAGGAGCAGAAGAGGCAGUGUCAGAUACAGAUGAAGGAGACUGAUAAGAGAAUACUCGCUGCUCGGCACGAUCUUCAGAGGGCCAUUGCGGAGGAAGAACUUCAGGCAAGAACUCUUCAAAUUUAUCUUGAAGCGGCUGAAGAGCACUCGACGAGAAUCGAGACCAAGCGCUCUGAAGAAUCCAUCAAUGAGAAACUAAAGGGGAUGAGACUGAGAAUUGCAUCGGUGGAGAAGAAAUAUGGUUCCAGGGAUGAACUUUAUGAGCAAUUGGAUAGUAAGAAGACCAAAUAUAUGGAGGUCCAGGAGGUUCUCACUGGACUGGUGGCGACCAAUGAGGAACAUCUCCAGAGAGUCGAGAGCAGGAGGAGGGAGUACAAAAACAUGAGAACUGAAAUAGGAGGUAAAGUUGGUGAUGCCUUCAGUGAAGCUCUCACAGUGAGGGGCUACAAGGGAUCCUUGACGAUUGAUUAUGGUAGUAAGACUCUCCAGCUCGAGGUCAUACCUCAGAAUACUACUGGACGACAGCAAAAUGAUACCAUGACACUGUCGGGCGGGGAGCGCUCUUAUGCCACUGUCUCCUUCGUUCUUGCUCUCUGGGAGUGCACCGCUCUUCCGUUCUACUUUCUUGACGAGUUCGAUGUAUUCAUGGAUAAAGUCAAUCGUCGCAUCAUCAUGGCCUUCCUGCUGGAGCACACUCGCAAUCAUCCGAAUAGCCAGUUUGGUUUCUUCACACCGUUGGAUGCAUCCAUUGUCGAAGCCAGUGAUUUCUUGACCAUUCAUCAGCUUGAGGCACCAGAACGUGGAUUCACACAGAGGGCCCAGUGAAGGGAAUUCCAGUUCCUGCAAUUAAUCACUUUUUUUCUGUCAUUGAUUUUUUGUCGCUCAUGUUUCGUACUUUUCUGUGUAAAAAAUCCACUCUCCAAUGUUUUGAGUAUGUAAUAAUAUUUAAUAUUUUUGGAUCCUGGUGCUAGAUGUUCCCCAAUCAACCGCAAUGCGGUUGUGGUCAAGACAAAUUCUGAGGGUAGAUUCUUCUCAAACAGUACAAAUUAUGAAGUUUACAAAGAUUCGUGAAGUUUGGUGAUUACAUUAAAUAUUAAACGGUCGUGCGAAGCAUUUUAUAUAGUUUAUCAUUUUUUUAAAUAACGGAAAAUCUUAUGUCGAUAAGUACGCAUAAAGAUAAAACAUAAUCAACAUUUAUUUUUAUAAGAGCAUUACCAAAAUUCAAGUAGUAGAGGCCAUACAUAUGUAUGUGAAAUUACAGUUGAACCCACUGAAUUUUAAGUAUUUGGAAGGACGUGGUAAUUGAUGCUUUCGAAUCCAGUGAUUGUUUUAUCAUUAAUGAACCUAAAGCUCUGACGAGCGUAUCACAUUAAACAUGUCAGGUCUCUCACGCUUCUUUCAUGUCCUUCUUUGUCAACGUUUAUCGUUUAUCGUGUCCUUUGUUUGUUCAACAAAUUUAAGCUCCUAGAAUACCAUUAGUUUGGUAGGACAGUCGUCUAGUUCUGAGGGUAUCCAGACGUUGUUUUCUCGCUCGUUCCAAAAGACCUUAUGCAAACAGUAUUUAAAACUAUUUACUUGAUAAUAAUGCAUCAUAGUAGUUACUAUUAUUGUGUGUUUAUGCAAAGUUUAAGUUUGUUCGAUGUUGGCGUAUUUUCACUAGCCAUCUCAAUGCUACUUCAUCUAUUGUUAAAAAUACUGAAUUAGAUGUUGAUAAAGCACUGGAAGUGUGAUGGAUAGAUUAUAUUAACCACAUGUAUCAUAAUUUGGAAAAAGUGACACUGGCUCACAACGUGAUAAAUACGCCUUUGAAUAAAUAAAAUAGUCAAGUUAUUUUUCUAAGAGAAUUACCAAAAUUCAAGUAAUAAAACCUAUUCACGUGAAAUUGUUGUCAUUAUUGCACCGCAAAUGGUAUCCCAUUCUCCACAUUUGUCGAAGGAAGCGUCAUAAGUGGAUCAAGGUCCUGGACUUGGCGAUAUGAAAGACGUAACACGCUUCAGAUGUUAUGUACAUGCACCCUGAUAUUUUAUAUGGUGCGUGGCGAGGCGUGGUUGUAAUUAGGUAACUGUUCGAGACAUUGGGAGAAAGUGCUCUGGAAUGUUGAGCGAAAUCUUGAAGGCCACUAGUGCCAAAAACUUACAAUCCUUGAGAAAAUAUUCGAGUGAUUGUAUGUCUAGACAUUUUUUGACUGAAUUACUAUCAUUAUUUCGGACCCUAAUCCUCAAUUAUGUUCAUUCACGACUGACGAAAAUAAAAAUUAUAGAGCUCAAUCUCUGCAAUUGAACCCAAAGUUUUCGUUAUUCCCUCGGUUUUCCACAAAAUCCGGUUCAAUUUUGGAUUUCAUGUAAUUGUAGAGGAGAAAGUUAAAUUUUCAUGCAUCUGCUAGGACAAGAAGAGAUAAUUCACGUACGUCUGAUCAAAGCGGUGGCUCUGACUGCGCUAUAAUGAAUUUAACAUUAUUCACUUGCGAUGAGAUCAAGCAAGUGAUGUUGAUUGUCGCAUGAAUUUUCACUUUAUAUACGCGCGAUGAAUACCCGAACCUGGAGAACCUUAAUAUCAUGGCGAAUGCAGUCCACUCCGGGAGGGUAAGUCUGACGUAAUCAUUGAGUUUUAAGGACAAUGGGGAGACUUACGCCCAAUCCCCUUGGAGAACGUGUUAUUCGCUUCCGAAGCGACACCAGGACCACAUGCGUGUCACGUGCUUUGAUAAAGUGUAACAGCAUGACCGGACUAGGCCGCGUCCUUGCUGUCAAUUGCCCAACUUGCACUUCAACUUUGCCACGUCGAAUCGAAAAUUCUGUUGAUUGAAUUAGGUCCAGCCAUUUAGUGGCGCUCAGUUAAUUCAGAUCCCUUUAUUUAGUAUUUCAUGUUAUGACUAUAUUUGACAUAAUUCCCUGCGAAGGGCUAGACACGCGCUGUCAUCUGCCAAUACCAGUAAUAUCGUAGUUAUUGAGUGUUGAGUGUUUAGAUAUUAAUUAUUUUAAUUCCUGCAUUUAGUAAAAGUAAUAUUACU
Diachasmimorpha longicaudata is the source of this 5745-nucleotide messenger RNA. It is a transcript of the gene SMC6, whose product is annotated as Structural maintenance of chromosomes 6. Gene Ontology annotation, cellular component: nucleus; site of double-strand break; Smc5-Smc6 complex. The coding region runs from base 321 to 3560 and encodes 1079 amino acids. Lineage: Eukaryota; Metazoa; Arthropoda; Insecta; Hymenoptera; Braconidae. Gene Ontology annotation, biological process: double-strand break repair via homologous recombination. The record is from RefSeq and is a predicted model, not a curated record. Gene Ontology annotation, molecular function: damaged DNA binding; single-stranded DNA binding. The transcript has 3 exons.